Messenger RNA from Drosophila melanogaster (fruit fly), 1158 nucleotides. RefSeq names its product odorant receptor 82a (gene Or82a). Gene Ontology annotation, molecular function: olfactory receptor activity; odorant binding. The transcript is spliced from 6 exons. Gene Ontology annotation, cellular component: plasma membrane; membrane. Gene Ontology annotation, biological process: sensory perception of smell. Lineage: Eukaryota; Metazoa; Arthropoda; Insecta; Diptera; Drosophilidae. The coding region runs from base 1 to 1158 and encodes 385 amino acids. The record is from RefSeq and is marked reviewed.
AUGGGUAGGCUGUUUCAACUGCAAGAAUACUGCCUACGGGCUAUGGGGCAUAAGGAUGACAUGGAUAGUACCGAUAGUACCGCACUCAGCUUGAAGCACAUUAGCUCCCUGAUCUUCGUAAUAUCGGCGCAGUAUCCCCUGAUCUCUUAUGUCGCCUACAACCGCAAUGACAUGGAAAAGGUCACGGCAUGCCUCAGCGUGGUGUUCACCAAUAUGUUAACGGUUAUAAAAAUUUCUACAUUUUUGGCAAACAGAAAGGACUUUUGGGAAAUGAUUCACCGCUUCAGAAAAAUGCAUGAACAGUCAGCAAGUCACAUUCCUAGGUACCGAGAGGGAUUGGACUACGUUGCCGAAGCCAACAAACUAGCAUCUUUUCUAGGAAGAGCAUAUUGCGUGUCCUGCGGCCUAACAGGACUCUAUUUUAUGCUGGGACCAAUUGUGAAAAUUGGGGUUUGCCGUUGGCAUGGCACAACAUGUGACAAGGAGUUGCCCAUGCCAAUGAAGUUUCCAUUUAACGAUCUGGAAAGCCCCGGAUACGAAGUUUGUUUCCUCUACACCGUACUAGUCACUGUCGUCGUUGUUGCCUACGCCUCGGCAGUCGAUGGCUUAUUUAUUUCGUUUGCCAUUAAUCUGCGAGCUCAUUUCCAAACACUGCAGAGGCAAAUUGAAAACUGGGAGUUUCCUUCAUCAGAACCAGACACACAGAUCAGGCUGAAAUCAAUCGUUGAAUACCACGUGCUACUCCUAUCCCUAUCCAGGAAGUUACGAUCGAUAUACACACCCACCGUUAUGGGGCAGUUCGUCAUAACCUCCUUGCAGGUUGGCGUUAUAAUAUACCAACUAGUGACUAACAUGGACUCUGUCAUGGAUCUCUUGCUGUAUGCAUCGUUUUUUGGUUCAAUCAUGCUGCAAUUAUUUAUCUAUUGCUACGGCGGUGAAAUCAUCAAGGCUGAGAGUCUACAAGUCGAUACUGCUGUUCGGCUCUCCAAUUGGCAUCUGGCUUCUCCCAAGACACGUACAUCUUUGUCAUUGAUCAUUCUUCAGUCUCAAAAGGAAGUGCUUAUUAGGGCUGGCUUCUUUGUUGCAUCUCUGGCUAAUUUCGUUGGGAUCUGUCGAACAGCCCUAUCGUUGAUUACCCUCAUCAAAUCUAUUGAGUAA